AUGUUAAACCCGGACGAAAUGAUGGAGGAUGAAGAACAUCGACGUUUAUCGCAAAAUUGGGGAAACGCGGGUUUUAGCAACGGGCAGCAGCAACAGCAACAGCCAUUGCCAAACAGUGCAGCGUUACCAGCUCAGCCACAGUCGCAGAACAUGGCCGGAGCGCCAUCGCAGCAAGGUGCAUCGACCUCGAGCCCGGACGCUGGGCUUUCGCAGAUGAUUCAACUAUUGCAGCAGCAAAUGAGUCAGCAACAACAGCUUAUGACGCAAAUAUUGCAAUAUCAACAGCAACCGGCAGCACAGUUGCUACAGCAUCCACAGCAGCCACAGCAUCCACAGCCUCCGCAACAAAGUUCGACACCGACAAACCCCGAGCUUAUCCUCGAAGCUUUAGCAAGCAAUAUAAGUGAAUUCCGGUAUGAUGCAGAGUCGGGAGCAACAUUUAAGGCAUGGUUUGAGCGGUAUGAAGAUCUGUUUCUACGGGACGCUUCCCGACUCGACGACGGUGCAAAAGUAAGGCUCCUAGGACGUAAGCUGGGCACCGUAGAACAUGCACGUUAUACCAGUUUUAUUUUACCCCGCGCACCCCGUGACAUGUCAUUCGAUGAGACAGUUGAAAAAUUAACGGCGCUUUUCGGCAGAACAGAGUCUCUACUUAGCAAACGCUACAAGUGUAUGCAGAUAGCUAAAUCGUGCAAAGAAGAUCUGCUCACGUUUGCUUGCCGUGUGAAUAGGGCGUGUGUCGAUUUUGAGUUCGCUGGGAUGAAUGAGGAGCAAUUUAAGUGCCUUAUCCUGGUGUGCGGGCUUAAGGAAGAAAUCGAUACCGACAUGCGCAAUCGGCUGCUUGCCCGCAUUGAGGAGAAGAAUGACGUUACAUUGGAGCAACUAUCGGCGGAAUGCCAGCGUAUAACUAAUAUAAAGGUGGAUAGCGCGUUGAUCGCUAAUGAUCACGGAGAACGAGUGUUUGCGGUGAAAAACGGUGGCCAAAGAUCGCAUCAACAGCAGUUUUAUCGGCAGCAGUACCAACCUUUCGGUCAACAAACUCAGACACAUCCCAGAGGAAACACCAUGUAUUUACAAAAGCCAACGAAUGCGUGCUGGUCGUGCGGUGGUCCCCAUUGGAAGAGAGAAUGUCCAUAUAAGUCACACGUAUGCACGGAUUGCGGAAGAUAUGGACAUCGGGAAGGAUAUUGUGAGAGAGCAAAUCGAUUUCAGCGACAGGACAACAAGAGAGGGAGCACACAAGUUGCAACGCGAGUCGUAAACGUAAAUGUGUGCAACGUAGAAGCAAGGCGGAAAUAUGUGAACGUGUUGAUAAAUGGAACACCUGUUAAGCUGCAGCUCGAUACGGCGUCCGAUAUCACAGUGAUCAGCGAGGGGCUAUGGAGGGAUGUCGGACAGCCUCCUUUGAUGGCAGCAACAGUAAAAGCGAAGACAGCCUCGCAAAAUUAUCUGCAACUAAAGGGUGAGUUUGAUGCAUCAAUAACCAUCGCUUCUAGAACUCAACAGGCAACAAUCCGAGUCGCACGGGCCAACCUUUUCCUGCUGGGAGCGGACGUGGUGGAAGCUUUUGAGCUCGGAUCAAUCCCGAUGGACCAGUUCUGUAGUAACAUCGAUGCGGUGAGUACACCUAAGUCAGUAUGGGAGAAGCGUUUUCCGACAGUUUUCAAGGGCAUGGGGCUUUGUUUAAAAUCGCGCAUAAAAUUGGAAAUAAAAGAGGGCAGUCACCCUGUAUUUCGUCCUAAGCGCCCCGUGGCUUAUGCAAUGCUACAGACUGUCGAUGAAGAACUGGACCGUUUGGAAGCCCUGAAAGUCAUUACUCCCGUGGAUUACUCGGAUUGGGCUGCCCCUAUAGUGGUUGUACGGAAGGCAAAUGGAAAAAUCAGGAUUUGCGGUGAUUACUCGACAGGGCUGAAUAACAUCCUACGACCACAUGAGUACCCGCUUCCACUGCCAGAGGACAUUUUUGCUAAGUUAGCCCGAUGCCAAAUUUUCAGUAAGAUUGAUCUCUCCGAUGCUUUUCUUCAGGUGCAGAUUGAUGAAAAAUUUCGCCCGCUGCUAACAAUAAAUACCCAUCGUGGGCUAUACCACUACAACCGUCUACCGCCUGGCAUAAAAAUAGCCCCAGCAGCAUUUCAACAACUGAUUGAUACCAUGUUGGCAGGAAUAACAGGAGUUUGCGGCUAUAUGGAUGAUCUCAUAAUUGGAGGCAUGUCAGAUAAAGACCAUGAUAAUACGCUAAAUCUUGUACUAAAACGAAUUGAGGAAUUUGGUUUCACAUUACGACCUGACAAAUGUGUGUUUAAAAUGUGUCAGAUUAAAUAUCUCGGGCAUGUAAUCGAUGGCAGGGGAAUACGUCCUGACCCUGAAAAGAUUAGCGCUAUACAGAAUUUACCAGCCCCCACCGAUAUUGCCGGAGUUAGAUCUUUCCUAGGGGCAAUUAAUUAUUAUGGAAAAUUUGUUCCAAUGAUGCGCGAUCUAAGAUUCCCCCUUGAUAAUCUUCUAAAGAACGAAAAACAAUUUAAAUGGACAACAGAAUGCGAAGCAGCUUUCAAGAAAUUUAAAGAAAUACUGUCAUCAGAGCUGCUAUUAACACACUACGAUCCUAUGGCAGAAAUAAUUGUAUCAGCAGACGCUUCAUCCGUUGGAAUCGGAGCUACUAUUAGCCAUAAAUUUCCAGAUGGAAGCGUUAAGGUUAUACAGCAUGCUUCACGAGCGCUGACCAAGGCGGAGUUUAAUUACAGUCAGAUUGAUCGCGAAGGCUUGGCCCUCGUUUAUGCAGUUACCAAGUUUCAUAAGAUGCUAUACGGCCGUCAUUUCAGACUCCAAACAGACCACCGUCCCCUGCUCCGGAUUUUUGGCUCGAAGAAAGGCAUUCCCGUCUAUACAGCUACCAGAUUGCAGCGAUUUGCCCUGACCAUGCAGCUGUACGACUUUUCUAUUGAGAACGUGCAAUCAGGACAUUUCGGGAAUGCAGACAUCCUCUCGCGGCUUAUAAGAAACCACGUGAAACCGGAACGCGAAUACGUAAUCGCCAGCCUUAGCUUGGAGGAAGAUAUUACUAUGGAUCAAUCGGUGAAAAAAUCGAAGCGAACCGGGCAGUUUUUCAACCGGAUAAAUCAGCGCGCAGAAGGGGAAAUGGUGGUUGAAGAAGGCGAAUCAAGUGCCAUCAGUUACCUGUAG
Messenger RNA from Anopheles coluzzii, 3180 nucleotides. RefSeq lists its product as uncharacterized. The record is from RefSeq and is a predicted model, not a curated record. Bases 1 to 3180 code for a protein of 1059 amino acids. The transcript has 2 exons. NCBI's taxonomy places the organism in Eukaryota, Metazoa, Arthropoda, Insecta, Diptera, Culicidae.